AUGCCUCUUCUUCUAGCACCGUACAAUGACUCUAUGAGCCUGGGUCAAGGAUUCAAUUCCUACACGCACGAGCUCUGUAUUGAUAAAGCCGUCACUGUCGAGCAGGAGAACAUCGAGAGCGAGGGAAGCCCUGCACAAGAUGUAACAUAUACCUCCCGCUUCGUCGACAAACUGAGCGAUGUCGUCAAUUCAAUGAACAUUUCCUUCAGCUCCUCCAUAAAGAAAGGUACAGUCGAGUCGAACGGAAGCACCAGCGCCAUCGAUGAGACAACAUUCAAGGAUUCCAAUCUCAAUGCCGUCGUCCGAGUCAAGGUGACGAAUCAGAUCAUUAGUGUCAACACAAAGGCGGAGUUCAAUGAAAUCGCAGGCGUUAUUCCUGGCACGCCGCAGUUCAAUGACACAUACGGUGAUUGUUACAUUUCCGGAUUCAUCGAGGGUGGUGAAUUCAACGGCAUUGUGUCGAUCAAAAUCCUCGACUCGACAAAGACGGCGAAAAAGAUAGCUGAAAUCAAAAGCGCCCUUGCAUCUCCGUCUAACGACGAAUUGACGCUCGAUGCCUUUGGCGACAAUGUAAACUCGAACCUAACGGAGAAGUUGCGAGACUCGCAGACUACGAUUUCUGUCAGCUGGCAGGGAGGCGGUCAGAUCAAACAUGCGGAAACUCAAUGGAACAUCGACACAAUGCUUGCUGCCGCUGCGGCAUUCCCAUCCAACGUCGCUCAAAAGCCACAGAGGACAUGGGCAAUCCUAACGAAGUACAAAGCCAACCAGAGCUUCGUAAAGAAGAUGGCCGAAAAGAAACACGAGAUCUCCAAGGUGCUACAGUACGACCAAGUAUCCACUUUCACUGCGGAGUUAUUCGACGACUUCAUGGACUACAAGGUCCUCUUAAACACUCUGCAGGACAUAAUCAGCAAUCGCCACGAGUAUACCGCGCAGGCGGGCGAUAAUGCAAUUGAGCUUACCAUCGCCAAUCUACUUGCGCUGAAAGCAGCGUUCCGAGCCGAACAGUCAAAGAUUGUCCAAGCUACCGAGGUCCUGAGUCGCGACCCCAGCAUCCUUCUCCGAAAGGCAAACUCCCUCAAAGGAAGCGGUAGCACCGCGGUCGACGACGUAAUCAAGAAGGCUCUCCAAGCCAACCUCGGCCGUUCCGUCACCAAACGCCAAAUCCUCACUCCUCCUUCUCCUCCAGCGGAUGAUGGUUCUACCACCACCGCAGAGCCAGACUUCGACUUCUCGUCUCUCAUUCCCCCUGAGAUCUUCGAUGAUAUCAUGCCCAAACGCAUCGAGACACCCGAAACACAAGUAGGUCCCCUAUCGGCCCUACCGACGAUGCUAGGCCUCGCUUCCGCCGCACCACCACCACCAGCCACCGACGGGGAAGUAGUUGGCUUGCCCGACGGCGUGAUGAAGCAAGCCAACAGCACGCUGCAAACCAUGCUGGACCUCAAGGAGCAGGAGCUCGAAGACUCCGUGUCGAAGAGAAACCAGUACGCAACGAAGAACCAGACCCUCGAAAGCGAGCUGUCCGAGCUAAAGGUGAAAACAGCGGCAGACCAGAUACAUAUCCAGAUGCUGACAGGUGAGCGCGACACCCUGAAGACGAAUCUCGUCAAGGCGCAGGAAGAGAAGGCGGAGGUGUUGGAGGCUGCGAAGAAGAGUGCCGACGCCGCGAAGGGAGCAGCGGAGGCGGCGAAGAAGACGAAGGGCGAUGCAGACACGACUCAUGAAGAAGAACUACGAAAUAUGCAAUUAGAGGCCAACAGUUACCAUGCGAGUUGGAAGAAGGUAGAGGGGGAAUUGUCGACGGAGAAGGCGGAGGUCGAAAGGUUGAAGGGCGAUAAGAAGGUUUUCAAGGAAUUCUUUGCAUCGCUGGAAAGAUUCCAGGCUGUGGGACCUGCUGACAUGGGAAAUGUGACGAGGAUGGCAGCGCUGACCUUGUCGGUCAGGGCGAUGGGGGAUAAUUGAUAAUAUGUCGUCGUUGGGCCUUUCAUAUUUCCCAACGUAGGACACAUUUGAUAUUCAUACCUCGGGCUUCGACUAGCCUCUAUUGUCUCUAUAUUUUC
Aaosphaeria arxii CBS 175.79 is the source of this 2066-nucleotide messenger RNA. RefSeq lists its product as uncharacterized. Lineage: Eukaryota; Fungi; Ascomycota; Dothideomycetes; Pleosporales. The transcript is spliced from 9 exons. Bases 1 to 1968 code for a protein of 655 amino acids. The record is from RefSeq and is a predicted model, not a curated record.